Molecule: messenger RNA, 2018 nt
Organism: Paralichthys olivaceus (Japanese flounder)
Lineage: Eukaryota; Metazoa; Chordata; Actinopteri; Pleuronectiformes; Paralichthyidae
Source: RefSeq, a predicted model, not a curated record
UUUUUUUAUUGCUGUCUGUCUCAGCAGAGUUGAUUCUGUUGAUGAGAUUUAAUGUGAUGGUGUGUGAUGACCUGUGCAGGAGGUCUGAGUCAGGACCAGAGGCUGGAGGCGAUGUCAAAACUGAAGCAGUACCAAUGCAGGGUGCUCAUCUCCACUGACCUGACUUCCAGAGGAAUAGAUGCAGAGAAGGUCAACCUGGUGAUAAACCUGGACGUACCUCAGGACUGGGAAACCUACAUGCACAGAAUCGGGCGUGCAGGACGCUUCGGCACUCAAGGUCUGGCUGUGACCUACUGUUGCCAUGGUGAGGAGGAGAACAAGAUGAUGGCCAUUGCUCAAAAGUGCGGCCUGAGUUUGUCCGUAUUACCAUCCACCAUAGAGCCCGGGUUGAUGGAUGAGCCGUGUGACUGGGAUGUCUGCACUGACGCUUCCACUCCAGGCUCCUUAUCCCAGCUCGUCUCCAAGACGGAGAAGAAGAGGCGUGUCAAGGCUGACGUGCCUGCUCCUGCUGCCGCUGCCGCCGCCACCGUCGCCUCCAUCCCAGAUCAACCUGUCAGGCAAAGUGCACCAACAAAGCCGGAGAAGAGCCAACCACCAACCAGGAGGGGAGCACGUGGUGAAGUGACUACGAGGAAAGUGUCUCCUGUGAGUCCACCUCAGGAGGUGCAGACUCGAAAACAGCUGCAAGACGCUCUCCCCAAGAUCCCUCCGCUCAGCUCGUUCAAGAGUUGCAGGUCUAGGUUUAUGACCUUUGAGGAAGCUGAGCAGGAUUUCUGGAGCUUCAUUAAUACAGGGUUGGGGAGAUCAGUGGAGGUCAUCAGGGAGUUCAGAGGUCGAGAUGUGGACGGCGGCGAUGAUCAGAAUGGGCACAGAGAGUCCUUCAUGCUCAAUGAUGACGGAACUCAAAGUUUAACACAAAAAAGAGAAAGCUGGAAAUCCAACCAUUCACCUCCAAGGUCGGUUUCCAGUUCUUCAAGCUCACAGUCGGACAUGGAGGAGAACCAGCAGGAGGACGAGACGGUGGGAGGUUCGAAUCACGCCGGAGGAGUUGAACACAGAGCAGUGACGCAACCUCACACUGAUGCUGGAAACACACCAACUGUGCCCAAAUCAAAACCAAGGCCCAGCGUUUAUACCUCUCCACCAAAAACAUAUCAGCAGAGGACCUUUGAAUCAAAUGAGAAAACUUUGUGUGACUCUGUACCAAGCGUCAGAUCCAACAGGGAGGACAAUCAGGCCGCUCGCUCACAGACUGGCAGACAUGCAUCAAGAAAGGUGAAAGAAGAGUUUGAGAAACAGAGCAAAAGGCCUUCUGAAAAGAUGAAUAGAGAGCGAAAGAGGGAGAGGUAUGAAGAUGAUGAAGAAGAAGAAGAAGAAGAGGAGGAGGAAGAGAAGGAGGAAUCGAGUGCUGAAAUUUACUGGAGAACCUGCUACAAAGCUUGGAAUGAUUACUACGCCUGCAUGUCUCCUUGUCCAGCACAGGGAUACCAAAGCUACUACAGUGCAGCUCACAACUGGAUGGCAGCAUAUCGCAUGAACGCUGCCUACAUGGAAGAACUCUUCAAACAGUGACUUGUCUUUAACUGUUAAUAAGGAUUUCUAAUGAUGAUGUUCUCUUGUGUGAACUAAGCCAGACUCCAAUGAUGUUGUGUCUGUGUGUAUGUAAGUUCUGCUGCAGGACUUGCAUAGUCAUUUUUGUGCACUUCUGGUGUAACACAUUGCACUUACUUCUUCUCCAUCGAGCACGUUGUGUUGUAAUCGGUGUCUGAACCUACUUCCAUCAAACCUUGUGGAGGCGUGGCCCUGGGAUGAAACCUCAAAACUUUGGUGUGAAUUAAGUGGAUGAAGAAUUAUUGCGGCAUUCCUCACUUUUUUAGUUUCAUUUUAUUUUUUAAGUUGGAGGAUUGUUGGGCCUUGAUGCUUUGGUCAGUGUCAUUCUUGGUUUGCAUAUUUUUCUUCACAUUAAUACCGUGUACAGCACAUCACAAUUCUGUCACUAAUAAAUGACUGGCACGGAA